UAAAAAGAAUAGUGUGAAUGCUAUCAGUAAAAGAAGAAAAAAAAAAGAGUGGGCGACAUUUGGCAAACGUAAUAAAGAUUUUGGUAAUAAGAAACCCAUAAAAAUGCAUGAUGGACAGAAAAAUGAAUCUAAAUAUAAUGAAAG
This is a messenger RNA of Racocetra persica, 144 nucleotides long. Lineage: Eukaryota; Fungi; Glomeromycota; Glomeromycetes; Diversisporales; Gigasporaceae. The record is from the annotation of a GenBank genome assembly.